AUGAAAAAUGAAGCAGAUUGGAAUAUUGAUUUAAAUGAUUUAUUUUUAUUGGCACUUAAACGUAAUCAAGCAGACUUUGUUGAAUUAUUUCUUUAUCAUGAUUUUCCAUUGUCUGAUUUAUUCAGUGAUAUUGAUAGACUUAUGAUCUUUAUACUUAUAAAAAGAACGAAUAGUUCGAUUAAAGAUCCAUUACGAACCUUAUAUGAAAAAAAAAUACAACCAUUUAUAACAAAUUUUCUUGGUGUUUGUGCUGCAAUUUUGCAAAAAGAUUUCCUGAUAAAUCCUACGCCUAAACAUGAAAAUGAUGCUAAAAAAAUUGGUUGUUGUGGAACAAGAUAUUUUAAUCAGUCUUUAGGUAGUACCUACGAUGAUAAUGAAAGAACAGAAAGUAAAUUUUGCAUAUAUGAGUGA
This is a messenger RNA of Rotaria sordida, 411 nucleotides long. The record is from the annotation of a GenBank genome assembly. Lineage: Eukaryota; Metazoa; Rotifera; Eurotatoria; Philodinida; Philodinidae.